UGCAAAAUGAAAAAAAAUCAUAAUAACUUCCAGGUAAACAGAUUUUUCAGCCAAAUGAAUCAAUGAUUGCUUGGGUUUAGUUUAGGACGUCUCUGUGACUGAUAAUAAUGGAUUAUAGGAAUUUAACGGAGCCGGUGGUGAAUACGGGGUUAUCUUUUCCUCUACCUGCCCUGCGCCUGUUCAUCCCACCGCUGCGGCUGUUUUCUGCAGCGAUGUGGCAAGUGGCCCAACGAGGGGAUAUAAUGGGCUACGGGAAGCUGGAAGAGUUUGUGACAUUUGUUACAGAGACGGUUCCAGAGCUGCUCAGUUUCAGACAGAGAACCCAGCUCAUGUUGGGCUUACGAGCAAAGUUGGUUUUGGAGUUGUGCCGCACAGAGCAGACAGCAGGACUUCAGGGCCAUCUGGACAGGAUCCACGCUGCAAGAUCACAUCCGGAGGAUCCAGACUUUUGUUGUGCAGAAGCGGAAGCCUCUAAAUCAAAUUUCCUUGCACUGGUACAAACUCUUAUCCAAGACCCAGUUGAGAGGGAACAUUUCUUCCAGGAAGUGUUUCCUGUAGACUAUGGACCCAAGUAUGACUCUGCCCUGCAAGGAUUAAUGUGGGAGUUUCUCUCCAGGCUGGAGCAGCUCCUUCCAGUACCAGACCUCAAACAGACAGUGUCUUGGCUCAAUGCUGGACCCUCUGUCUUGGAAGAGUGUGUCAACUGUCUAUCUCAGCCUCUGCAGUUGAAGACUCUACUGCAACAUCAUAGAGAACUAGGAUAUUUGGACACCAAUGCAACUUCUUCCUCCUCUGCUGGCGACUGCAUCUUCUCCUCUCUGUCUCUCACUCCGGUAGUGGUGGCGGCCACUAGAAAGACAGAAACAGAGAUCCAAUCAGAGUUGAUGGAUGGUUGUAUGGACCCAGCCUUAUAUGGUGAAGAGAUGGAAACAGAGUCUGUAGUAGUGACUGAGUAUGCAGAAGUGGAGCUGGGGACCUGUACAUACACCAGAGAGGAAAGGGAGUUUAGUAUAGAGAAGACUGAGUCACAGAACCAAAGAGACAGUCAGGCUGAAUUGAAUGGGGAAGAGCGGGAGAUGGUAGCCAAUGCAAGCGAGGAAGAACGUCAAGAGGGAGAAGUGGAGGUUAUUUGUGAGGAAGUGGGGCAUCUGAACGGAGACGAUGAGCUUGUUUCAGAGAAAACCAGUGCCAUGAACAUAGAGGAAGCCGUUUUUGCGCAGAGGUGGGGGAUGUGUGUGUGGAUCUGGAGUCAAUGAAUAGAGAGGUGGAAAUUAUUUAUGAGGAGGUGGAGCAUGUUGAACAUCCGGAGUUAGUUGGGCCUAUAUGUGCAGAGAAUACAAUUGACAGACCGUCCAACCACAAUGAGAACCUACAUGAAGAAAAGGAUUUCACAGAGGAGGGGCUUGAGAAGGAUGAGCAGGAGAGAAAUGAAGCUGGUUAUGUCCCCCAAACUGUCACGGAUCAAGGAAGUUCCCAAUGUACGCCACAAGAAGUAAUGAACCAGCCAGAACUGGUCCCAUCCUGUCUGCACCAAAAACCCACAUUAGGGUUCCAGAGACUGGACAUCAGUGUCCUGCCUCUC
Oncorhynchus masou masou (cherry salmon) is the source of this 1582-nucleotide messenger RNA. RefSeq lists its product as uncharacterized. Gene Ontology annotation, biological process: telomere capping; regulation of telomere maintenance via telomere lengthening. The record is from RefSeq and is a predicted model, not a curated record. Bases 108 to 1256 code for a protein of 382 amino acids. Lineage: Eukaryota; Metazoa; Chordata; Actinopteri; Salmoniformes; Salmonidae. Gene Ontology annotation, cellular component: shelterin complex. Gene Ontology annotation, molecular function: telomeric repeat DNA binding. The transcript is spliced from 7 exons.